UCUCAGCUCGCUGCAUUUUUAUAACUGCACAGCUGCAAGGACUGCAAGAGAUUUAAUACGACGAUCGGGACAUCUCCUUCAGCAAAACUAAGUCCGGCGAUACUCCUGAAGCUAUUGACCAACUUUGCGGGGCUUCAUAAAAGAACUAUAACGACACCAGUCUCACCGAGUGGCGUGCACCUCUGUUGAAGAGGCACCAAAACCCAGAGGGACCCCAGGGAGGAUUUGCCCCGGCUGAGAGACGAGCUGACCUCAGGAUUGCCCGGCCUCACUGAGUGUGGCACCAGAUCGGCUGCACGGCACGGCAGGCUGUUGGGUACCCCUCUGAGCUGCGAAGAGGAGAGGAGUCUGGCCCUGCACUGAAAACGAGAUUCCGCCAUGGGGAAGCAGAACAGCAAGCUCCGCCCAGAGGUGAUGCAGGACCUGCUGGAGAGCACGGACUUCACCGAGCACGAGAUCCAGGAGUGGUACAAGGGCUUCCUGCGGGACUGCCCCAGUGGCGCCCUCUCCAUGGAGGAGUUCAAGAAGAUCUACGGCAACUUCUUCCCCUAUGGCGACGCCUCCAAGUUCGCCGAGCACGUCUUCCGCACCUUCGACGCCAACGGUGACGGGACGAUAGACUUCCGGGAGUUCAUCAUCGCGCUGAGUGUGACAUCGCGUGGGAAGCUGGAGCAGAAGCUGAAGUGGGCCUUCAGCAUGUACGACCUGGAUGGCAAUGGCUACAUCAGCAAGUCCGAGAUGCUGGAGAUCGUGCAGGCAAUCUACAAGAUGGUCUCCUCCGUGAUGAAGAUGCCUGAGGAUGAGUCCACUCCAGAGAAGAGGACAGAGAAGAUUUUCCGUCAGAUGGACACCAACCGUGACGGCAAGCUGUCCCUGGAGGAGUUUAUCAAGGGGGCGAAGAGUGACCCCUCCAUCGUGCGCCUGCUACAGUGCGACCCGAGCAGCGCUGGCCAGUUCUGAGCACAGGGGUCCCUCUGCGCAUCUGCUUGUUUGGGUUAACUUCCCCCGACACGAUGUGGUUGGGUUUGGGCUUUCACCAGAAAAAUCCCCCCCUCGCCCUCCCC
This is a messenger RNA of Megalops cyprinoides (Indo-Pacific tarpon), 1064 nucleotides long. RefSeq names its product neurocalcin-delta A. Gene Ontology annotation, molecular function: calcium ion binding; actin binding; tubulin binding. Gene Ontology annotation, cellular component: cytosol. NCBI's taxonomy places the organism in Eukaryota, Metazoa, Chordata, Actinopteri, Elopiformes, Megalopidae. The record is from RefSeq and is a predicted model, not a curated record. Gene Ontology annotation, biological process: calcium-mediated signaling. The transcript has 7 exons. The coding region runs from base 379 to 960 and encodes 193 amino acids.